This is a messenger RNA of Seriola aureovittata, 991 nucleotides long. RefSeq names its product ribosomal biogenesis factor (gene rbis). The record is from RefSeq and is a predicted model, not a curated record. Gene Ontology annotation, biological process: ribosome biogenesis. The transcript is spliced from 4 exons. Lineage: Eukaryota; Metazoa; Chordata; Actinopteri; Carangiformes; Carangidae. The coding region runs from base 146 to 442 and encodes 98 amino acids. Gene Ontology annotation, cellular component: nucleolus.
AAGAAGAAGAACAAGAAGAAGAAGAAGAAAAUGAAAUUUGACGUAACUUACGUCUACUGUCGCGCACAAGUGACGUAGCAGAAGGGUCACGUUUGUAGCACACGCGGAUAUCAACACCAACCAACCACUUCACAUACGAGGUAACAUGGCGAAGAAUAAACAGAAGGGGAAGAAACAGAAGAACGUCUUUCAAGUGGCAAACAAGCACUUGAAGCACAAGAACAAAGCCAAACCUGUCACAACAACACUCAAACACAUCAAUGCGGUGAAAAAUGAGAAGGUGGAGAGCCUCAAUCAAAUCUUCACAGAGGUCCAGAGGGAUUGUAAAAGCGUUUCAAAGUCUGUUGCUCCUGAGCCAAAGAAACAAACACAGGUUGUCAGGGUGCCACCGAAGGAAUCUGUAAAUGUUGACAGCGCUGCCCAACUCUUCUCUCAGCUAUGACGGACCAGGAGAGAAGGACUAUGACUGAGGGAUCUGCGUCUCUGUGCUCGUGUUCAGUUGUUGAAAUAAAGUCUCAGAGCAGCUGCAGAAAUACAUCUCGUGCCGAAACACAGACUGCAGAAGAGUGUAGAACGAGAAGAGGCUGCAGUCGUGGCAUGAUGGUAAAAUGUUUGUGUAUAAUUUAAGCACCCUGUAUUUUCUGUGCAGAGAAAUGUUAUCACUUUUGUCACAGUUGUGAUGUUGUUUCAGGAAGAUAGGAUAUUUCGUUUGUUCUUAUCUUUAGUGUGGAAAUGGUUGCUUUCUCUCUGGAUUGCAACUAAACAUUAUUUUCAUUAUUAAUUGAUGUGCUUUUUAUCUUCUUGAUUAAUUGAUUAUUAUUGUUAUUUUCUUUAUGAAAUAUCAGAAAAUAGUUUAAAAAAAAUGCGAAUGUUUUGCUUGAAAUGUAGCAACAAAAAAAAAGAUUAAUAAAUUAACAAAAUAGUUGCCAAGUAUAUUCUUCUUGAGUCUGUAUGUAGUGAAAAGUAAUUUAUAAAAGUUAUUUUAACCCUG